Talaromyces marneffei is the source of this 1029-nucleotide messenger RNA. RefSeq lists its product as uncharacterized. The record is from RefSeq and is a predicted model, not a curated record. The transcript is spliced from 2 exons. NCBI's taxonomy places the organism in Eukaryota, Fungi, Ascomycota, Eurotiomycetes, Eurotiales, Trichocomaceae. Bases 1 to 1029 code for a protein of 342 amino acids.
AUGGCUUCAUGCCUCAGUUCACCAGGCCGGGUUCAGAAAGAGCAAGUAUAUCGAGGCCUCGAGACUCGAGCCAUUGCCCCGGCGCAGGACCACCAACAACCCAGCUUCGGAGAUAGAGCGGUUGGCGACGUUAGAGUCAAGCCAAGACAAUCAACACUAGAUGCCUUGCAGCGAGAAAGAGAGACACAUCUGCAGCUAACACCAAUGCCUUCCACGCCACCUCCUCGCUCGCUAGCUCCAUCGGACCUCUCGCCGGCUACUCUAUCUGUGUGGAGAAGACUAUUCUCAAGCCCACCCGUACCCCUAGAAUUUCCAGACGAAAAUCGACCACCCGGAAGUUUGGCUCUCGGAAUAACCGGCAGCCCUAACGCUGGCCGAACGCAACCCUACGGCCGAAAGAGAAUCCUGACAGCUAAAGGGGCCCAAGGUAGCUCCUCGGGCUUGCUCAUCGAUGAAAAAGACAAACUUACUCCAGCCUCAGAUACGGAGGGGACGAAGGAUCACAAGAAGAAGAAGGGAAAACAAAAUCACACGAGGUCUCAAAUUCCUGGAGAUGAAUGUCCAAGUCAGAUUACAGCAUCGUCUCUUCCGCUUGCUCAACAAGGGGCAGGAAAGUCGACAAUCGCUUCUGAUUCCAAUGCUUCUGACACAAAUCCCAAUCCCAGUUCAGCGAGGAACUGUGAUACAGACGUCGAUGCUCAAUUCUCUGGUCAUAGCAAGCUAGAGCCGCCUUUGCUUGCUCAAGUGUCUUCUAAUCAACACCCCGCAGCAAAGCUAUUAGGUGUUUCUAAAUCCAAUGAUUCAGAUACAGAUUCCGAUACGACAAGUGACUCUGAUAUAGACUUCGAUGCCGAACUUUUUGGUCAUCUCAAGGAGGAGCCGCCAAAGCCAGCUCGGAUGGUGUAUCGCGGUUAUCUUCCACCUUGUGGUGGCGACUAUAAUUACCUUGAUUAUUGGGAUGCUAGUGUCCGUGAUCAUGAGAGGCUUUUGCAUCAAACCCAGCGGCGAAGUGGGCGAAUACUAUCGUAA